This is a messenger RNA of Diaporthe citri, 558 nucleotides long. RefSeq lists its product as uncharacterized. Gene Ontology annotation, molecular function: iron ion binding; monooxygenase activity; heme binding. NCBI's taxonomy places the organism in Eukaryota, Fungi, Ascomycota, Sordariomycetes, Diaporthales, Diaporthaceae. The transcript is spliced from 3 exons. Bases 1 to 558 code for a protein of 185 amino acids. The record is from RefSeq and is a predicted model, not a curated record.
AUGGCGAACGAGAUCCGGAGCGACCCUAAGCUCAGCUUCGCCGACUUCAGCGCUGAUCUUCUGGCAGAUGAAACAGCACUCGCUAUGCCCGCUUCCUUUGGAGAAAGCAAGGAGUGGCACUCACUGCCUUUGAGGGACACCAUCCUGACCUGCAUCGCCCGCAUCUCAUCCCGUGUCUUCCUAGGAGAAGAGCUUUGCCGCAACGAGGCAUGGCUCAAGAUCUCUCGAGAGUACGCCUCGACCGUGUUCCCAGCAACCGAUAUCCUACGCACGUACCCGGCCGGCAUCAUCAGGUCUAUCGCCGCCCGGGUCCUGCCCAUCUGCAGGGCCGCGCAGGCGCAGGUGGCCGAGGCACGCGUUAUUCUCCAGCCCGUUCUCGAGAAGCGCAAGGAGGCGAAGGCUGCGGCUGCGGCGGCUGGCAAGACGAUCGAGUUCAACGAUGCCAUAGAGUGGUUUGAGAACGAUUCCGCCAAGACAAAUGCCAGCUACGAGCCGGCGGCGAUGCAGCUGUUCCUCUCGAUUGUGGCCAUCCACACCACCUCAGACCUGAUGACCUAG